GCAAUGAAAUUUCUGCCAAACAGUUCGCUCAUGCUGCGAAAAGUUAACAAGUACCUCAGAAAAAAUGUGAAAGAUCAGUCUGCCAGCAUAUUGCGCCUUUGGGCAACCCAGUGUGAGUUCGUGUUUGCCCAGCGACUGCGAAGAAGCCAGCAAAUAUUCGCUCAUUAUGCAAAAAUCUGGGAGGAGCGUGCACUACGAGAAUUCUUACGACGAUUUCGUGGACAGGCACAACGACAUGCCAAGGGAUUGCUGCUUUCAUCCGCCGCCCUGCUUUCCUUCGACUGGGAGCGGGAAAGAAUUGAUCUUGAUUCGGUACAGGAGCACAUGGAUGACUUUUUGUUUCUGGAACGCUUACAAAAGGAAACGAUCUACUGCCGGCGAUGUGAAAAACGCAAAUUGAUCGACUGUCGCGUAGAUGGAAUAAGCUACUGUUGCUGCCCAAAAAACGUCACUGAAAUGUUGUCUGCUGAACAGAAUAUUUACACCUCCUGGGAGCCGUACAUUGAGCAGAAUCGCAUGAUAACAUGGCGCCAGGAAACGAAGCCCGGACUGUUUGCCUAUAAAGUAUACGUCGAAUAUCCCGAUGUAACUGCGGAAGACUUUCUUCAUGUACAGAUAGAUGUGGAAUACAGGAAAAAAUGGGACAACACAGCCGUCAACUUGGAAGUGAUUGAUGAAGAUUCCACCAAAGGUUCCAACAGCCACAUCAUAUACUGGGAAGCAUUAUGGCCGAAAUUAUUUUCAAAUCGAGACUACGUCUACAAUCGUCGCUUCUUCGUCGAUCGGCAGCGACGCGUGAUUAUGAUCGUUAAUAAAAGUGUGGAGCAUCCUAAGUGUCCCGAAAAACCGCACACGCAGCGUGUACAUGAGUACUGGAGCUACAUGGUUAUCAAACCGACAACCGCUUUUAACAAGCCUGGUGUUUCGUUUGUGUUGACGUAUUUCGACAAUCCAGGCCUAUCCAUACCGAAGUACAUAACCAACUGGGUGGCAAAGAAGCAAAUGCCCGAAUUUCUGCAACAACUUCACCAAGCCACGGUAAAUUACGCAAAGGCAAAAAAACAAAACGAGACACGCAUCAUCGAGUUCUGGGAUAAGCAUAAAGAUCCUGGGUUUGAGUACCCUCCAGAUACACUGUUCGGCUACAGCGCCGAAGAUUUCAGCGAAGCGCAAAAGCAAGAGGAAGAAACUAGUCUACAGCAAGCUCUACUUCAAGCAGAACCAGCUCAGCUCAACGAAAAAGGCACCGCUAGUUGUAUUGUAAAUGAGGCAAGCGAUUUCCAAUCCGAAGACGGUGUAUCAGCAAAGAAAUCAUCAUGGUGGAGCUACCUAUACUCUUACAUCUACUUCGUUUGAUAUGUGCCGAUCUCCUAACCUUUGUCGGUACUGUUAUUGCGUGCUGCUGAAAGGCAUAAUGGUUAUAGAAAGCCAACGAAUAACAAUAUUUAAUAGGUAGGAAAAAUUGGAACAGUUCAACUGCGUACUGUAAGUUUGCAUGUAGUAGAUUUUUUUGAUCUUCAUUAUGUUGGAACUAAAACCCCUACAAAAUUAGAAGGUUUGAAAAACAAAUAGUACUGGAUAAGAAGCAAAAUCGUCCUUUAAGCUUAAAGCAAUAGUAAGUUUUACUCUCGCACUUCUAUAAAGUUAAAAGUAGUUGGGUAGAAUCGUAAAAUACCUCACAAUUGGCAGUUGCAUAAAUAUCAUAGAGCGGAAUUGUAUUAAAAGCAGGAAUGUUUCAAAUGAUUUGAGAGCAAGUCAUCAAUGCAAUAUUAUGUUAAGUCUAAUUUUUGUAUUGCUUUAAUGAUCUUGUUACGUUGUCUAUAUGGCAAUUUUUAUCAGUGUUAACUAUACUCUCUGUAAAUUUCAUGAGAAAGAGGUGUGCUUGUUUGUCUUCUUGUUAGGUUCGGACUGUUAAUAGUUGUAAAUACAGACUAUGUUAUUCGUAAAUAUGCGUUGCGCAUCGAUAGCAGCAACUCCUACAUUACUUUAGCCAAAUAUGUACCUUGAAGCCAAGUAGUCUGUUUGUUAAAUUUUUCAAUAACAAAAUAAUAAAAUAACGA
Messenger RNA from Anopheles nili, 2060 nucleotides. RefSeq names its product stAR-related lipid transfer protein 7, mitochondrial. Gene Ontology annotation, molecular function: lipid binding. NCBI's taxonomy places the organism in Eukaryota, Metazoa, Arthropoda, Insecta, Diptera, Culicidae. The transcript is spliced from 5 exons. The annotation marks the transcript as partial. The record is from RefSeq and is a predicted model, not a curated record.